AUGUCAAUUCUUCGCACUUAUUUUCUAUGCCCAACAUCAGAGUUCAUCCGUCCGCCCCCGGAUGGUUCGUUAUUUCUUGGCUCCAUAAUUCCCUCGACAUCAGUGCCCGAGUCCUCGUUCAAUAGGGAAACUAGCCUUCCCUUGGUGAAUGUAGACCAGCCUGUUAUUGAGACAGAUUGGAAGAAGACGGUUUCAGCUGAAAAUAAAUUCGGAUUCGGUGUUUACGCGCAGUUUCUGAAAUGUUCAGGCUUGGGCCCUGAAGUGGAUUUUGACCGGUCUAGCAAAAGAUCGAGCAUAUUUGCGUUUGAUGAGGUGACGACUGUGUCGUUUCAGCCAACGCCUGAGUAUGUUACCGAAGCCAUGAAAGCACCUACGGUGCAGUACUGGCUGAAUGAGCCCAGACAGCGCUUUAGCCCUAUUGUCUCGCUCUACCUCGUCACGGGUAUGAAGCUUGUCAAAGGCGCAAAUAUCAAGUACUCGAGUUCAGAAAGUACUGGAAUCAGUGCAAAUAUUGGUGUUAACAUACCCUCGUUGGGCUUAACUUUUGGCCCCAAGGGCAGCUGGAGUAGAGUCGAGGACGAUGAGACGGAAUUUAACCGAACUUCCGAGUUUAUUUUCGCAUUUAGCGUCAAGAGGCUCAGGAUUACACGCAAGGUCAAGAUUGAAGAGUACCAUAAAGGUGCUUUCUUGUCUAUUGGAAAAGAUGAAGAUGGCAAAGAAACAGACCCUAUUUUGGUGGAUGACGUGGAUGGUUCUAGCUUCGAAAAUGCCGCAGCUGUUCACGAUUCUACAGAGAAUGAGAGUGUUUACUGUGUUCCCUGUAAUUAGCUUAUUCGAUCUUCUAGGAUGGUUUGAAAGAAGCUUAUGACUCUGGGAGUUGACUGAACUACUCGAGAGUUUUUGUCGUGUAUUAUUGCUUACCAAUAAUUUGAUCUUGUUGCAAAUAGGCUUCCUUGAUAUAUACUUCCUGGAUAGCGGCGGUAAUCACAGUUUG
This is a messenger RNA of Trichoderma atroviride IMI 206040, 994 nucleotides long. Lineage: Eukaryota; Fungi; Ascomycota; Sordariomycetes; Hypocreales; Hypocreaceae. The record is from RefSeq and is a predicted model, not a curated record.